UCUCUCUCUCUCUCUUCUGCACUUAUCCGCUGAGCUCCAUUUGCUUCACCGAACGAACGAACGAACGAACCAGUGAUGAUGAUAACGUGACCGAGCAACCAUUUCUGCUGCUGCUUCUUCUUCUUCUUCUUCUUCUUCUUCGUCGUCGUCGUCGGAAAGAGCUCUCGAUCACCGGACGAUCACGCAUGAGACUCGAAGCGGGGGCUCAUCACCACCGUCGUCUGUCCAGCGAAGCUCGAUGACCGACAUGGUUUCUGCCCCCGGCGGCAACGCGCUGCGGCACGUCCGCCUCCCGCGGAGCCCUGUCCUGCCCCGUUUCUUCUCGCCUCUGGCGAUGCCCCCCUUCUCGCUCCACAGGGCGGCGCCGCCGCCGCCCGUCCGCGCGCUGUGGACCGGAUCCGGGGGCGGCGGCGGCAGAGUCCGGAGCCGGGAGGCGCUGGGCUCGGACGUCGUGCGGAGGCCGAUUGUGUCGCCGGCGAAGGAUUUGACGGGGGAUUCGGUGGGGGACGAGGCGUCCGGAGGAGCGGAGAAGGCUGAUUUGAGCGGCAGAGGAGGCGAAGACAGUGAAGAGGAAGUGGAGGAGGAGGAGGAGGAAUGGGUUGAUUGGGAGGAUAAGAUAUUGGAGGACACCGUGCCUCUGGUUGGCUUUGUGAGGAUGAUUCUGCACUCUGGAAGAUAUCAAAGUGGAGAUCGAUUUAGUCCAGAACAUGAGACAACCAUUCUUGAGAAGUUGCUUCCCUAUCAUCCUGAGUUUGAAAAGAAGAUCGGUUGUGGAAUUGAUUAUAUCACGGUCGGGUACCAUCCUGAUUUUCAAAGCUCAAGGUGCUUGUUCAUAGUCCGCAAGGAUGGGGAGUUAGUUGACUUUUCUUAUUGGAAGUGUAUAAAAGGCCUCAUCAGGAAGAAGUAUCCUUUAUAUGCAGACAGCUUCAUUCUUAGGCAUUUUCGACGGCGAAGGCAAACUGAUGGACGGUAGCAUUUAUCUCAUUCGGCUUGUAACUUACUCAAAAAAAAGAAGGAAAGAAAGUAACAGCUUCCAUCUUCAUAUGCUGAGGAAUUCAUUCAGUCUUAUUGUUAUCUCUCUUCUGCUAUAAUCUAUCCCUACUGUGGGUAGAGGUUAGAAGGUUAAGAUUUAUUGUAAUAUUAUUGUGAAUUUGGUUCAAUUGUCAGAGGUUGCCGAUCCUUUGUCGGUGAGCUGAUUUUACCUAAUGCGUUAUGGCCUAUAGGAGGUAUACUAAGAUGCAUUGUAAGUUUGCUCAUCAUACCUGGUAAUCUUUUGAGAACAGUUCGCAUAAUUUAGUCUUGUACAGACGUCUUUAUGCAAUGCACACAUGAGAUUUUUCGUUCA
Syzygium oleosum is the source of this 1345-nucleotide messenger RNA. Its product is annotated as protein DCL homolog, chloroplastic. The coding region runs from base 239 to 973 and encodes 244 amino acids. NCBI's taxonomy places the organism in Eukaryota, Viridiplantae, Streptophyta, Magnoliopsida, Myrtales, Myrtaceae. The transcript is spliced from 3 exons. Gene Ontology annotation, cellular component: chloroplast. The record is from RefSeq and is a predicted model, not a curated record. Gene Ontology annotation, biological process: chloroplast organization; chloroplast rRNA processing.